AUGCUUCUGGAGUACUACCCUACGGACCAGCAUCAAUGCCACAUCGAUAUGGGAUCGUACGGGUGGAGCGCGUUGAAUAUUGAUUACAAAUGGGCCCAAAUAAACCCGAUCAAAACCAAGGCCGGCGCGGCGAACCCCAUCCAGGAUUUCCGGCUCGAAUCGUAUGACUCGGAGACCUGCAGCCGGGGGACCGGCUCCGAAAAAUGCCCGUGCCUUCGGGCCAUCUUCACCUUUCAACGGGAAAGCUCGGCGACAUGGCGUCUAAUCACCCAAAUCUACCUCCCGAACUUCCUGUUCGUCGCCGUCGCCGGAUUGACAUUAUUUCUUCGUUGCUCCGAAAUGCGAACCCGGCUAGCAUUGGCCGCGACAACACUCCUGGGAACGGUUUUGGUGGGCUCCCUGGCGAUGUCAUCGAUUCCGAGGGGAGCGCGACUGGUGUAUGCUUGGCUAAACGCAUCGUAUAUCUUCACUGGAGUUGCCUUGAUUUGGAUGCUGAUUUGUGCGGCGUGGCAGGAGACGAGUGAGAGCAAAUACCAACGUUGUCAGGCUGAGCAUCAGUUUCUGGUGGAGGGUGUUGCAGACGGAGGGCCAGAAAAAGUAGUUCCUCGAUCCAAAAUUUCUGUAACUGGCUAUAUCAAGGCCUGGCUACCAGGCGUCAUCUACUUUGUCAUCUUCGCCAUCUUCUGCUUCGUCAACUGGAGCCAUGCAUUUAACCUCCUU
Messenger RNA from Mesorhabditis spiculigera, 720 nucleotides. The record is from the annotation of a GenBank genome assembly. Lineage: Eukaryota; Metazoa; Nematoda; Chromadorea; Rhabditida; Rhabditidae.